Messenger RNA from Rodentolepis nana, 945 nucleotides. NCBI's taxonomy places the organism in Eukaryota, Metazoa, Platyhelminthes, Cestoda, Cyclophyllidea, Hymenolepididae. The record is from the annotation of a GenBank genome assembly.
AUGUCGGAUCUGCGGGCCACGUUGGAUUACAUACAGUCGAAGAGAUUCAAGAAGGAAAGUGGUUAUGAGACUACUUUGGCUAAAAUGCUUGGUAAGGCAAAGAAGGCUAAAACAGGCAAGAAGUUGUAUGAGAUGAGAUCGAAAGACGAUUCGAUGAAGUUUCGAGCAAAGGGCAAGAAGACAUCACCAGUUAAUGUGUUGGAUUAUUCAAAGAUAAGAAGUCUGACAAAAUCAUCCCCUACGGAAAAGACAGUGGCUUUCGCCUGUCCUGGACCCAAUGAAAAGAAUCCAAUAAUGUUGUAUGCGAUGCGUUUUGAAAAGGAGGACGAUUAUACCGAGUUCACAAGGCGUGUAGAGUUCCCUCCACCUCCGAAAAACCGAGAUUCUGAGUAUACAGCUCUUUCCACUGAGAGUCAAUCACAACCUUCUGAACCCGAAUCUUAUCCGCAUGGAAAAACGACAACAACUUCAUCUUCCUCUAAUUCGUCUACACCUACACCUACAAAAAGUAAGUCGCGAUCACAAUCGAAACAAGCAAAAAAGUCACCUAGUAAGAACUCUUAUAUUUCUACGGAUUGUGUUCUUUCUUCGAAUCAGAGAAGAAAUUCUAAUCCCCUGAAUCCUGUUAAACCAUCUUAUAAGACAACUUACUUUUCAUUGAAACCAGGAAUUCGUGAUUCGCUUUCUUCAUAUCGAGACAAUUCCAUAAGUCGAAGUUUUAGUCAUUCCUCUUCUAUUAGCAAUUAUACCCCCCAGGGAUUUAGAAUCCGCUCUUAUUCAACCACCUCAAGUGAUUUCAGUGAUGAUUCGUACGAUGAAAAUACUUAUGACAGGAGCGGUCGAAGAUAUGUAAUCUCGCGCUGUCGUAGAGAUUCAGUUUCUGGAGUCGUGUGUCGUCCUGUUGGAAAAUUUAUAUUAACUGAUGAAGCUGCAAAACUCUUUUGA